Cladophialophora immunda is the source of this 1443-nucleotide messenger RNA. RefSeq lists its product as uncharacterized. Lineage: Eukaryota; Fungi; Ascomycota; Eurotiomycetes; Chaetothyriales; Herpotrichiellaceae. The coding region runs from base 1 to 1443 and encodes 480 amino acids. The record is from RefSeq and is a predicted model, not a curated record. Gene Ontology annotation, molecular function: transmembrane transporter activity. The transcript is spliced from 2 exons. Gene Ontology annotation, biological process: transmembrane transport.
AUGUCCCCCUCUCUCAGCCGCCAGGUUGACAGCGAUGCAGAGAUCUUAGAGCUCGUCGUACCUGACAGCACUCGGAACCAUGUUUUCGAGGACUCAUCAGUCCAUCAACUGGAGGACGAUCCACCGCAAGAUGCUGUCUCGGCCGAGGACGUGCCUCCAAACGGCGGCUACGGCUGGGUAUGCACAGCUUGUGUCUUCUUGAUCAACGCCCAUACAUGGGGACUCAACAGUGCAUGGGGUAUUUUCCUCGCCCACUACCUCAGCGACCCUGCAUUUCAACACGCGUCACACCUCGAGUACGCCCUGAUUGGCGGUCUCUCGAUCUCCCAAUCUCUGCUGAGUGCUCCUGUCGUGAACAUCUCCACUAGACAAGUGGGCAUGAGGGCCACCCUUCUCAUCGGUACCGUCUUGCUCUUCGUGGCCCUUUUCGGCGCCUCGUAUGCGACCGAGAUCUGGCAUCUCUUCUUGACGCAGGGGGUUUGUUUUGGCUGGGCCAUGGGCUUUCUCUACAUCCCGGCGACUGCGGUUCUUCCCCAAUGGUUCUCCACCCGCCGGAGCCUGGCCAUGGGAAUUGCGUCUGCUGGGGCGGGCUUAGGAGGACUGGCAUACAACCUUGCGGCGGGUGCCAUCGUCCAGAGCUUGGGUAUGGACUGGGCUUACCGGAUAUUGGCAUUCUGCGGACUUGCCGUCAACGGAGUGUGUUCGCUGCUGCUCAAAGACCGUAACAAGGCUGUCCAACCUUUGCAGAAAGCUUUCAACUACCGCGAGUACGGCCACAUUGAGGUUAUUCUGGUGGUUAUUUGGGGAGUGCUCACUGAGUUGGGGUACAUUGUGUUACUCUACUCUUUACCCAACUAUGCGACUUCCAUCGGUCUCACGGCAGGACAAGGGUCUGUGGUUGGCGCAGUUCUCAAUCUUGGUCUUGGAGUUGGCAGACCUGUAAUUGGAUACUACUCGGAUGCCUUUGGCCGCCUCAACAUGGCGACAAUCAUGACCGCCGUAUGCGGAGUUCUCUGCCUCGUUCUUUGGGUGCCGGCCAAAUCCUACGGCGUCCUCAUAGCCUUUGCCCUCACGGCUGGAAGCGUCUGCGGCAUCUUCUGGAACACUGUCACGCCAGUGACUGCCGAGGUGGUAGGGCUCAAACGACUGCCUUCUUCCUUUGGCAUCAUCUGUCUCUCCUUGGUUGUGCCUACAACUUUCGCGGAGCCGAUUGCCCUGGAAAUGGUCAGUGCGUCUGGAUACCUUAGCUCGCAGAUUUUCGUGGGUUGCAUGUUCCUCCUCGCUGCGGCAAGUACGUGGGUGCUCCGAUCGUGGAAGAUCAACCAGGUGGAAUUGAAAGCCGCAAGAGAACAGCGAACCAGUGAUCCAGGUGCCGGACGAAAUUGGACGAACCAUGGCCAUUGGCUUACGCCGCAAAAACUGCUCUGGCUAGGCAGGGUAUGA